Vicia villosa (hairy vetch) is the source of this 822-nucleotide messenger RNA. RefSeq lists its product as uncharacterized. The transcript has 2 exons. NCBI's taxonomy places the organism in Eukaryota, Viridiplantae, Streptophyta, Magnoliopsida, Fabales, Fabaceae. Bases 1 to 822 code for a protein of 273 amino acids. The record is from RefSeq and is a predicted model, not a curated record.
AUGAGUUUCUUGAUUGAAAAGUCUCAAGAAUUGGCUAACAAAAAGUUGUGGGAAGCUUUCAACGCCCUUUUGGCCGUUUUGAUUUAUGGGAUCGUGAUGUUCCCUAACAUUCACAAGUUCGUUGAUCUGGCCGCUAUAUGUCUUUUCGUGGAUAAGAAUCCGAUCCCUACUUUGCUAGCCGAUACGUACUAUUCCAUUCACUCUCGAUAUGGGAAAGGAGGAGCCAUAAGAAAUUGUUUGCCGUUGUUAUACACCUGGUUUAAGUCCCACCUACCUACAAGUGGUCCUUUCAUUACUUCUACUCAGAAAUGGCCUCAAAGGAUCAUGGGGCUUACCGGAAAUGACAUGGUCUGGUGUCCCACUGGAAUGGACGUGGAGAAAGUUAUAACUAGCUGUGACAAGCCUUUGGACAAAGAGAUAUUCGAAUCCGUUUGCUUUGAAAAGGGAACCGAUCCAAAGGGUCUAGAAAAGGUGAGGAGUGCUUGGAAUAGCAUCCAUACAAAUGAUCAGAUUUCUCUAGGUGAAAAGAAUGCCGUUGCCAAACAAGCCUACACAGAUUGGGUUGAAAAUAGAGUUAGAGAUCGCCUGUUGCCUUUCCCGAAGGUUAACCCAUUGUACGAGCAACCACCUAAGAUUCCAAUUGCCACUAUGCCUGCUGAGAAUCGUAUCCAGGUAGAUAUGGAAUGCACCCAAUUGCACGAAAAGAAGUCAGAUGCGCAACCGAAACAUUGUCUUGUGGACCAGAAAAGAGUUGAGUUGACACAUGAAGCCAAAAUGCCGAAGGGAGGAUCUUCCAGAGUUCAAAAGAGGGCUAGAACGUAA